CCGACACACCAGCCCCCGCCCACGCAUUCCGAUUCCAAAUUGAACAGCUCUGCUAGCUCAGACACAGGUGGGGGGAGGCGGCGGCACGGCAGCUGCAGCAAACUACAAGGCGGCGAGCAGAGGCAGAGCCGCGCCAAAAGCGAGGGGAAGCAUCCAAGCCUCGGGCGAUCCCGCCGAAGCGCCCUCGUCCGCUUCGUCCCUGCUGUCAGAGCCGCCGCCGCGGCGCGCGGGCGCGCGUGCUUGCUUUUAUAUACAGGCGACCCGCGUGCCCGGGCUCUUCGUUGCCUGCCUCUGACUCUGCAGUCUGCACGCACGCACUCACCCAGGCGGAGCACGAGAGAAGCCGGCCGGCGGCGAUGGAGUGGCUGGAUGAGUACGAGAAGCUGGUGAUCCGGAUGAACACGCCGCGGGUGGUCAUCGACAAUGCCGUCUGCCCCACGGCCACGCUGGUGCAGGUGGACAGCGCCAGGAAGCGAGGGCUGCUGCUGGAGGCGGUGCAGGUGCUGGCCGACCUGGACCUGUCCAUCAACAAGGCCUACAUCUCCUCCGACGGGCGCUGGUUCAUGGACGUCUUCCACGUGACCGACCGCCUGGGCCGCAAGCUCACCGACGCCAGCGUCAUCGCCUACAUCCAGCAGUCCCUGGGCACGUGGGUCGAGCCGGCGGCGGCGGCGCCCCCCGAGGGGCUGACGGCGCUGGAGCUGACGGGGCCCGGGCGCGCGGGCCUGCUCUCCGAGGUGUUCGCCGUGCUGGCCGACAUGCAGUGCGGCGUGGCGGACGCCCGCGCGUGGGCGCACCGCGGCCGCCUCGCCUGCGUCGCCCACCUCCGCGCGGACGACCCUGCCGACGGCGACGGCGACGGCCGUGUAUCUCGCAUCCUGGCGCGCCUGAGCCACCUGCUUCGCGGCGACGGCGUGGUUGCCCCGGGCGCCGUGGCCGCCGUGCCGGCCUCCGGCGUCGCGCACGCCGACCGCCGCCUGCACCAGCUCAUGUCCGCCGACCUGCACCGCGCGGCGCCGGUCCCUGUCCCGGUCCCGGCCCUGGCGCCCGCCGUGUCCGUGCAGAGCUGGGCCGAGCGCGGGUACUCCGUUGUCACCGUGCAGUGCGGCGACCGGCCCAAGCUGCUGUUCGACGUGGCGUGCACGCUCCACGACAUGGACUACGUCGUGUUCCACGGCACCGUGGACACCGCGGCGGGGCGCGCGCGCCAGGAGUUCUACAUCCGGCGCGCCGACGGCAGCCCCAUCCGGUCCGAGGCCGAGCGCGAGAUGCUCACCCACCACCUCCAGGCCGCCAUCGAGCGGAGGUCGCUGGAGGGCGUGAGGCUGGAGCUGUGCGCGCCGGACCGGGCGGGCCUGCUGUCGGAGGUGACGCGGACGUUCCGCGAGAACGGGCUGCUGGUGGCGCAGGCGGAGGUGUCGACGAAGGGCGACCAGGCGUGCAACGUGUUCUACGUGACGGACGCCGCCGGCAAGGCGCCGGACCGGGGCGCCAUCGACGCCGUCAGGGAGAGGGUUGGCGCGGACCGCCUCGUGGUGAGCGAGGAGCCCCGCCCGCCGCAGCAGCAGCUGUACCCGGACGCCUCCGGGCCAGGCAGCGGCGGCGGCGGUGGCCUCGGGCUGGUAUACCUCGGCAACCUCGUGAGGAGGAACCUGUACAACCUCGGCCUCAUCAAGUCGUGCUCGUGACUCGUCAAGGCCGGCCGGGUGCUCGGGUCGAGACGCGCGUCGUGGAGGGGACGGACGGACGGACACGCGCCAUUGCUCUGUGUACGUACUGUAUUGUACAUACAGGGCACCGACGCCGUGGCGUGGCCUGGAGCAGGAUGGCUAGCCGUACGUAGGGAAACUCUGUAGCCGUGUACUGUAGAUAGACAAAACCGUCGUCGCUGGCAGUGGUAGGGGGGGGGUGCAUUCAUCGUGCGUGGGACGAUUCGUUAUUUAUUACUGUACCUGUUAUUCUUUCCGUUCGUUGGGUAACCACACCUCUCUCUCUUUGCUAUUUCUUGUCUGUCCUUUGUGCCGUGGCUGACGAGUAUACUCCAGUACGGACACGCGGCUAGACCGAUGCUUUCCUGCUCGGAUCCAUCAUAUUCCCAGAGCCUUUUUUUUAAGGGUCCGAGGAAGAUGUGUGGGGGUGACCAGGGCAGAGUCGGCCAGAUGCCCAAAUGUGUCUAGUGUUGCUUUUUA
Molecule: messenger RNA, 2189 nt
Organism: Zea mays
Lineage: Eukaryota; Viridiplantae; Streptophyta; Magnoliopsida; Poales; Poaceae
Product: ACT domain-containing protein ACR8
Exons: 3
Coding region: 357-1688 (443 amino acids)
Source: RefSeq, a predicted model, not a curated record